This is a messenger RNA of Melampsora larici-populina 98AG31, 1014 nucleotides long. RefSeq lists its product as uncharacterized. The transcript has 2 exons. The record is from RefSeq and is a predicted model, not a curated record. The coding region runs from base 1 to 1014 and encodes 337 amino acids. Lineage: Eukaryota; Fungi; Basidiomycota; Pucciniomycetes; Pucciniales; Melampsoraceae.
AUGCCUACUUCUGCGCAUCCUGCUCAUCAUCUCUCUUUGAUUGUGGCACAAGCUUUACUCGAUCAACCGAUGUACUUUGCAAACGGGCUCGGAGUCAAAUCAUUGAAAGCGCAAAACAGAGAAGUGGCUAAGUGGUUACCUGCACGCAACUCGAGCUCUUAUCAGGCUAUGGUCGACUACCUGAAAUUUAUGCUUGGAGCUAUCGGCCCUCGCGCACUCUAUCCUGCCAGUCCAGAUCCAUCUGAGCUCCGUUUGCUCCCACAAGUCUCUUUAGAAACCAUUCUAGCCGAUCAGAGUGUUUUUUGUGGAACUCUUCCGCCGCCUACGCUUUCGGAUCAAACAGAAAACCUCUUACCCCGGCAAGACCCCUGUUGGUUCACGUACAGGAGGGUUUUUCUCAACGAUCUCGCUUGGUAUCGUAUACCUCGUGCCACCCUAGCUUGGGAGUCUCCUGCGACAUCUUCUUGGAACAAGACGAUGCUUGUGUUCUUGAUGAAGCACUGGCGAUGGGCAAAUGCACGCGGUGCAUUCAAUCGGUAUUCUGUCGAUACCAAAUAUUCCACCGAUGCAAUUUGUCGAGCUGUCAUGGAGAGAUGGAUGCAUGGAAGAGUUAAAGAAGAUGAAAAAUAUCGUAACCAAAAGAAGAAGAGCCAGAGACGAGCUGCAAUUCCUGUCUUGUACACAAACACUGACAUAUCCUUUAAGCUUUUUCGUUACCGCGUGGAUGCUUUAGACGAGUUUUGCAAAGCAGAAGAUAGAGAGCUUCUCUCCACCGCACUGAGCUUACUUCCAAGCGCUGACUGUUGCUCUGAUACUGAGGACGACGGACCUGGGAGAACACGCGCCAUAGGCAUGGUUUGGAGGAGCCAGGAAUUUGCCGACCUCCUGCAUGUCCUUGAUGAGCUUUCAUUUCAACAACAAAAGGCAUUGCACGGGGCUAGGUGGGGGGCCAGGCGGCUUGAAAUGCGCAGAUCUCCCGCAACUCAGAUCUCAUGUCACGGUAAAGCUCCCUGA